GCGGCGGCGGCAGCGGCGGGAGAAGAGAUUUAAUUUAGUUGAUUUUCUGUGGUUGUUGGUUGUUCGCUCGUCUCACGGUGAUGGAAGCUGCACAUUUUUUCGAAGGGACCGAGAAGCUGCUGGAGGUUUGGUUCUCCCAUCAGCAACCCGACGCCAACCAGGGAUCUGGGGAUCUUCGCAGUAUCCCGAGAUCUGAGUGGGAUGUACUUUUGAAGGAUGUGCAAUGUUCAAUCAUAAGUGUGACAAAAACUGACAAGCAGGAAGCUUAUGUACUCAGUGAGAGUAGCAUGUUUGUCUCCAAGAGACGUUUCAUUUUGAAGACAUGUGGUACCACCCUCUUACUGAAAGCACUGGUUCCCCUGUUGAAGCUUGCUAGGGAUUACAGUGGGUUUGACUCGAUUCAAAGCUUCUUUUAUUCUCGUAAGAAUUUCAUGAAGCCGUCUCACCAAGGUUACCCACACCGGAAUUUCCAGGAAGAAAUAGAGUUUCUUAAUGCAAUUUUCCCAAAUGGAGCAGCGUAUUGUAUGGGACGUUUGAAUUCUGACUGUUGGUACUUGUAUACUUUGGAUUUCCCAGAGAGUCGAGUAAUCAGCCAGCCGGAUCAGACCCUGGAAAUUCUGAUGAGUGAGCUUGACCCAGGAGUCAUGGACCAGUUCUACAUGAAAGAUGGUGUUACUGCAAAGGAUGUCACUCGUGAGAGUGGAAUUCGUGACCUGAUACCAGGUUCUGUCAUUGAUGCCACACUGUUCAAUCCUUGUGGGUAUUCAAUGAAUGGAAUGAAAUCGGAUGGAACUUAUUGGACUAUUCACAUCACUCCAGAACCAGAGUUUUCUUAUGUUAGCUUUGAAACAAACCUAAGUCAGACCUCCUAUGAUGACCUGAUCAGGAAAGUUGUGGAAGUCUUCAAGCCAGGAAAAUUUGUGACCACCUUGUUUGUCAAUCAGAGUUCUAAAUGUCGCACAGUGCUUUCUUCACCCCAGAAGAUUGAAGGUUUUAAACGUCUUGAUUGCCAGAGUGCUAUGUUCAAUGAUUACAAUUUUGUGUUUACCAGUUUUGCUAAGAAGCAGCAACAACAGCAGAGUUGAUUAAGAAAAAUGAAGAAAAAACGCAAAAAGAGAACACACAUAGAAGGUGGUGGCCGCUUUCUAGAUGUUGAUACCAGGGGCCUUGCUUUCCAUAACCGCCACCGUGUAGUUGCUGAAAGCCCUAGAUGUAAUGAUAGUGUAAUCAUUUUGAAGUGUAUGCAUUAUUAUAUCAAGGAGUUAGAUAUCUUGCAUGAAUGCUCUCUUCUGUGUUUAGGUAUUCUAUGCCACUCUUGCUGUGAAAUUGAAGUGCAUGUAGAAAAAAACUUUUACUAUAUGAAACUUUACAACACUUGUGACAGUAAUUCAAUUUGGUUUAUGCACAGUGUAAUAUUUCUGCAGGUAUCGUCCAAAAUUCCCCACAGACAAGGCUUUCGUCCUCAUUAGGUGUCGGCCUCAGCCUACUAUCUGGGACUGUUCUAUUUAACUGCUGCCGGAAUUUUACACCCAGUUACCUCCACUUUCUAGAACAUAUUCUCUACUACUAAUAUUGAAACCAGUUUCUACUUUACAAAAAUGUUUUUGCAACAGCGAUUAAAGUUUUUCUUCCAUGAGUAAAGUCCUCUUAAGAAAAUGAUUCCAGUUACUCACUUUGUGUAUUACUGUUUUAAUAAUCGUUCCUGCAUUUGUAGUCCUUGAUUUCUUCCCUCACUGUGGUGUCUUUCUCCUGUCUCCAUGCCCCCAAAUAAAAGCAAUACACUGUUGCUCUGUGGGUUUAUAUAUUAAUCUUACACCCCAGAUGGGGAUGCAGCGAGUGGGGUGAUGCUCCCUGGGUCUAAUUUUUUUUUAAGAGGAUGAGAAUUUGGCCUCCUUUUGAAUUCUUAAAAGAUGAGGGAGAAAAUUAAAUGUUUCCUCCAAAAGAAACAUAGCCACUGUUAGUUAGCAAGCAAGGAAGAGACCAGAUCCAUAGAGUCCUAGAUUGAGAUUAUAGUGCGCUGGCUGAGCUGUGGAAACCAUGUACUGUCCUGUGCUUUUCAGCCAAUGAAAUUAAAUUCUCAUAGAGUACCCUCCUUUUUACUUGCUAAGUAGUGGUAUAAGUGGAUUUUUGUCACCAAGCAAAUUAGCGUGAAGAUUGUCCUGGGUGUGCAGCAGCUCCAGCCAGGUUGGAGCAUCACUCUUACUGUAGUAGCCAUUGCCACUAAUCUCACCGCAUAGCAUGGUGUAAACUUGGGUCCACAGCAGAAUUUUGGUGGCUUCUCCAUUUGUGGCAAAGCUGUGUGGUUUUGUGAUACAUGUGUGUUCUGACCUAACCUUUUAUUGUGUGGUCUCCUUUCACCAUGGCAUUCACUGCCAAAUGAAUAACUGUCCAGGUUACUCAGAUUGAACUGUGCCGCAGAAUGGAUGGAUUAAAAAAAGCUUAACAAAAUUCCAAAAAUACCCAGUGAGGAGUGAGUGGAAAUGGAAGCUUUCAAGAGUUGGUAUCUUUCAGCUAUAUUUGCAAAUACUGUAAUUUAAGCCACUGAGAAUAGCAGAGUUGGCUAAAUCUUGUUUUCAACAAUAUUUUCUUAAAUUUCUGGAUUGAUGCAGUGAUGUUUUGUUCCUUCCGUAUUUACAAACGAAACACCUUUUUUUAGUGUUUCUAAACAUAAAAUCCACUUGGUUUGAAAUCAAGUGGUUGGAACACUUUCACUUUAAUUUUAACACUGUUGAUUGAGUGUUUCAUUAAAGAAGCUUUCAAUCAACUUGAUCAGUUUGAUUCUGUAGUGAGCACAGCACCUAAUGUUUUGACUUGCUCUGUUGUGAGGACCAAUGCUCAAGGUCAAUUUUGUUCUUGAACAGUUUCCCAGUAGCUUUGGUGAAAUUUGUUGGCUUGAGGUCUGAUUCCUUUUUUUUUUCUCCCAAAAUACUUAAGAAUUCUAAUGUUAAACUUGCACAAAUUUGUGUGAAACAAAGCCUAGAAAAGUGAAAGCUGUAGAUUAAAUAGUAAUCUUAGUAUGGCAGAGGGGGGUAAAUUUUGGUGCCAUAAUUUCUCUUCAUUGGUGUUGGGUUAAAUCACCUGAAAUGUAUUUCUGUACCACACUUUAAGCUUCAAUAAACAUUUGCUUAAUUUCUAGUGAAA
Messenger RNA from Cavia porcellus (domestic guinea pig), 3141 nucleotides. It is a transcript of the gene Amd1, whose product is annotated as adenosylmethionine decarboxylase 1. The transcript is spliced from 9 exons. The record is from RefSeq and is a predicted model, not a curated record. The coding region runs from base 81 to 1085 and encodes 334 amino acids. Lineage: Eukaryota; Metazoa; Chordata; Mammalia; Rodentia; Caviidae. Gene Ontology annotation, molecular function: adenosylmethionine decarboxylase activity; putrescine binding. Gene Ontology annotation, cellular component: cytosol. Gene Ontology annotation, biological process: spermine biosynthetic process; spermidine biosynthetic process.